AUGAUCGGACUCCACGCGCACCGCUCCGACACCUCCAUUGUGCCCAUGACUGUCGGGGGUGACAGGCGUUUGGCGGCAAAGAUGGGCACCGAAACGAAAGUCUCCCCAUCACUCCCAACAUCGAACACAUCUCUCCGCCCCUUCAUGCCGCCGCCCACAUGCUCCGAUCGCGAAGCUACCAACAGUGGGAUGAAUUACAUACAUCUCACCCAAACUCUUGUUGAUUCUUUCAACGCCCUUGCCGAUGAAGUCCAGAUCCUGACCGACAGGAAGACGAUCCUGGAGCACAAGCUCAGGUUCGCCCACGAGCAGUACCAGUACCUUGCCGAUAAACAUGCACCAGCUGCCCCCGAAAUCUCAGAAGUACUGGCAAAGCUACAACUGCCACCGGAACUAGCGAAUCCAUCUCUCGAAGAAGCAUCACAAGCCGUUCCCCUCCCGAAGCGCAACAAGCUGGACACCAGAAACCAAAUCGCACUCAUCAUCCGGGACGGCCGGCGCGUUGCCCAGCAACUAUCUUCGAUCGGCGAAACGAGCAAGACGAGCGAUUCUAGUAGACAGACCUCCUCGCGCGAAGCCGAAGCCGCAACCGGGACCUCGAUGUCGACGGUGCUCGAGCAAGACUUUACGAUCGAGGGCAAGAAGGGACCUCUCGAAUGUCCCUUCUCCGCACCCAAGUCAAAUGGAGAUGGCGCUGAGGGCGAUGCGCAGAGCGCGGUAAAUGGGUCGCAGGACCCCACGCCGCACCAUUCUGCCGAUCCAAUCUGCGUCGCCAUGCUUGAGGAAUCCGGGUCUCAGCCAGCUGCCAACGGGUCCCCAGCAAAGUGCCCGAUCCGCUACCUCGACCAGCACUCUCCCGAGGAGAUAGCACACUACGUCGAGACACACAAACAUGAACUCCCCCGCAGCCACGAGGUUUGUGUGAGGAGAUACCAGAAGAACGAGGUGCAGAUCAAGAAGCUGGACGCAAAAUACGGCAACUUGGUCAACAUGAUUCAAGGGCUUAGUGCGCUUCACCAGCCCAUGCUGCCGUCUUCGGAGGAGGAGCAGGAAGAGAUCGACAGGGCCUCGAACGAGAGGGUUCACAACUGGGCAAAGGCUGUUACCGCUACCGCUAGUGACGAUGCCGAACAGUCGCAACCAGAGCUCGUGGAUGCUGAGGAGGCCCGACAGAGCCACUUCGACCGACCCCUCAAAGAGGUCCGGGUGGGCGAGUCACCCAGCCGACCAUGGGGCAUCAGUGUUCCGGUCUAUGAGCCUACCGGCUUGGAUGAUGGCGAUCAACACCCCCCGCUAUCACCACCACCUGCUCCUGUUUUCAUGCCAACCGGCUCAGAUGUCGAGGAGACGCCGGCAAAGACGGGCAAAUGCCCCUUUGACCAUACGAAGCUGGCGGCCAUGAGCGCAGCCCGCGAAGAAGCCCAGCCUUCCUCGCCCCAGCCUGCCUCAUCCCCGCAGGCGCCUAUAUCCAUGCCCAACGGAGCGAGCGACAACGCAACGGCUCCGAAGACCGGAGGCAAAUGCCCCUUCGACCAUGCCCAACUGGCUGCUAUGGGCUUCACCUCGCCGACCCCGAACACGGGCGAGCAGACCUUUGUUCAUCCGGAUCAAUCACAUCCGUCGCCCGUCGAACUGCCGUCCACACCGGUCAAGCCGCAGCCCGCUCACAGCUCCCCCCCACCUCAACCGGCCUUCAUCAACCCGCCUCUGGACGCAUAUAAGCAGACCGCCCCUGGGGGCGUCCCACAGAUGGUCUUCACCGGCCCCGUCUUCAUCGGUUACCCCAUCGAGCAGGCGAUCCAAUUCAUGCAGCACUUCCAGCAGGGACGGCAGUAA
This is a messenger RNA of Colletotrichum karsti, 1836 nucleotides long. RefSeq lists its product as uncharacterized. Bases 1 to 1836 code for a protein of 611 amino acids. NCBI's taxonomy places the organism in Eukaryota, Fungi, Ascomycota, Sordariomycetes, Glomerellales, Glomerellaceae. The transcript is spliced from 2 exons. The record is from RefSeq and is a predicted model, not a curated record.